CCCUGGAAGUUGGGAAAGGCUAACACAGAGAGACACUUGAAAAAAAACUAAAAAUAAUGGCUCUGAUUUUAAACCAAAUGGCAUUUCCGCCUCUAACUCAACCCGGUAGUCUCAGAACUCGCAGAGUUUGCGUGGCGUCAACUGUUAACAAUCCUCCAAGUAAGGUUGAGAUCAAUUUAGAGAAGCCUUUCAGUCCUCGGCGAGAGGCUCCACAUGCACAAGUGACCCAUUCCAUGCCUCCAGAGAAAAUGCAAAUUUUCAAGUCUUUAGAGAAAUGGGCAGAGGAAAACAUCCUGAUUUACUUAAAGCAUGUCGAGAAAAAUUGGCAGCCAAGCGAUUUUCUUCCCGACUCGAGCUCCGAAGGAUUCGAUGAGGAAGUGAGAGAGCUGAGGGGAAGAGCAAAGGGAAUUCCCGACGACUAUUUUGUGGUGUUGGUAGGGGACAUGAUCACAGAGGAAGCGCUUCCGACGUACCAAACGGUUCUCAGUACUUUAGAUGGGGUCCGAGAUGAGAUGGGAGUGAGCCCGACUUCUUGGGCUGUUUGGAUGCGGGGGUGGACCGCGGAGGAGAAUAGACAUGGCGACCUUCUUAAUAAGUAUAUUCACCUUUCUGGACGUGUUGACACGUGGCAAACUAAGAAGACAAUUCAGUACUUGAUAGGUUCAGGAAUGGAUCUUCAAACCGAAAACAACCCCUAUCUUUGCUACAUUUACACUUCCUUUCAAGAAAGAGCAACCUUUAUCUCUCAUGGGAACACUGCCAAGCUAGCCAAGCACCACGGAGACCUAAAACUGGCACAGAUCUGCGGCACGAUCGCAGCAGACGAGAAGCGCCACGAAACCGCCUACACCAAGAUCGUCGAGAAGCUCUUCAAGAUCGACCCGAACGACACCAUGUUGGCUUUCGCCGACAUGAUGAGGAAACGGAUCACGAUGCCGGCCCACUUCAUGUACGAUGGCAGGGACAAAAACCUGUUCGAGCACUUCUCUACCGUGGCGCAGAGGCUCGGGGUUUACACUACCAGGGACUAUUGUGAUAUUUUGGAAUACUUUGUGGGGAGAUGGGAUGUGGAGAAGUUGACUGGGCUUUCAUGUGAGGGACGUAGAGCGCAAGACCAUGAGUGUGGGUUGCCUCAGAGGAUUAGGAAAAUAGAGGAGAGAGUUGCGAGUAGCAUUGGGAAGGCAUCCCCCGUUCCUUUCAGUUGGGUCUUCGGUAGAGAAAUCUAA
This is a messenger RNA of Rhododendron vialii, 1226 nucleotides long. RefSeq names its product stearoyl-[acyl-carrier-protein] 9-desaturase, chloroplastic-like. Gene Ontology annotation, molecular function: stearoyl-[ACP] desaturase activity. Gene Ontology annotation, cellular component: chloroplast stroma. The record is from RefSeq and is a predicted model, not a curated record. The coding region runs from base 57 to 1226 and encodes 389 amino acids. The transcript is spliced from 3 exons. Lineage: Eukaryota; Viridiplantae; Streptophyta; Magnoliopsida; Ericales; Ericaceae. Gene Ontology annotation, biological process: fatty acid metabolic process.